Temnothorax curvispinosus is the source of this 1968-nucleotide messenger RNA. RefSeq names its product growth hormone-regulated TBC protein 1-A. Bases 693 to 1709 code for a protein of 338 amino acids. The transcript is spliced from 7 exons. The record is from RefSeq and is a predicted model, not a curated record. Lineage: Eukaryota; Metazoa; Arthropoda; Insecta; Hymenoptera; Formicidae.
CACGAUCUACGCUGUACUGUCUGAAGUCAGGCGUUUCCGGAGCGCCGCCGCCAGCCGCCACGCCGCCACCGAGAAAUCGAGAACCGGUCAAGUUGAUCUAAGAUCUAACUUCAGACGCGUGACAGUUUAUUACGGCACCAGGUGUACCGGUCGGCCGACCUAACCUCAGCAGACGCACGAGCGUUUACGGCGCCGAGUGUAUCGAUGGUUGACUUGAACUCGAUUUCUAUCGAUCGAUCGAAUCGCGCUUUUCAAAUCGCCGCGGGAUUCGAAGCGUCGCGCGACUCGGCGCGACAAAUCGGCGACAAUUUCCGUAAUUUACAGGGCCGAGUCUAUAUUUGGAAGCACGAUUUGUGGGACACUCCGCGGGUGCUUCUCGCAGCUGCGACCAGCUGCGACGGGGGGGACGGUCGCGAUGGGGGAACGCCGUCUUUCGCAACUCAACGGCUCUUUCGCAACUCUACCCUCUCUACGCAAACCGCCUCUCCAUUCUGGAGCAGACUCGCGACGAGACGCGCUCCUUUCCUCCGCGCGUUUCGAAGCGUUAUCUGAGCGAGAUCAGGUGUCACCGAUCGCCGAUAGGCCAACACCCGUGGGCGUUUCGUACACGAAACACCUAUGGACGCAGCUGCACGCGCACGCGAUCGUAGAUCUCUCUGGAUCUCUCCGACACCCAUCGAGUUGCAUAGGGCAUGGCAAGUUCAUGCUUCAGUGAUGUGGACGAAUAUGGUUUCGAACGACCACACGACUUCGAUUAUGAAACAUACGAAGACUUUAUGUCCGAGUACCUCAAGGUGCUCGCAAAGAUGGCCAAAAAGUGGGCGAAAGUUAUCGGCGAGGGAAAAUCCCCGCAGCGAAGCAUCACGCUCAAGAAAUACGUUCGUAAGGGCAUUCCAGGGGAACACAGAGGACUGGUAUGGCUCGCUGUGAGCGGUGGAGAAGACAUGAAGAAUGCGUCGCCGGAUCUCUAUCAAAAGUUAUUGCUGUCGCCUCACAACGCAGAAACCGCUGAGAUUAUUAAAACUGACCUGCCAAGAACAUUUCCAGACAAUAUAUUCUUUAAUAACACGGAGAAUCAGCAGCAUCAAUUAUACAACGUUUUGUUGGCUUUCGCUCAUCAAAACAAAACUGUCGGAUAUUGCCAGGGUUUAAACUAUGUAGCAGGUUUACUUCUGCUUGUAACAAAGAGCGAAGAGACAGCAUUUUGGUUAUUAAAAGUGCUGAUUGAUAAAAUCCUGCCGGAUUAUUACACAUGCACUAUGGACGGCCUACUCACCGAUAUCGACGUGCUCGCAGAAUUAGUAAGAAUAAAAAUGCCUGAUGUGUAUCAACAUGUAACAAACGUAGGAUUGCCUUGGCCAGUAAUCACGACUAAAUGGUUUGUGUGCUUGUUCGCUGAAGUUUUACCUAUCGAGACUACUCUACGUAUUUGGGAUUGUCUCUUUUACGAGGGUACCAAGAUUAUCUUUCGUGUCGCAUUGACGCUCAUAAAAAGGAAUAGAUCUAAUAUAUUGGCUUGCCAAGAUUUUACAACAUUAGCCGAAUGUUUCAAGGAAAUUACGCAAGAUAGUAUUGUUUUGCGAUGUCACGAGUUUAUGCAGAGUAUUUUUAAAGUACCUGGAUCACUGCCUGGGAAUACAAUAACAAAACUAAGAACAAAGACCAUGCAACAACAUAUAAAACGAAAGCAAGAUAAGUUGGAACGAUAGUAUUAAUGAUCAACUUUUUCCACAUACACCGAAAGAUAUUCUAGUCUAUUAUGUUAUUCGUUUGCAUCUUCUGCAAAGUGAAUGCAUAUAAAGCUGUAUUAUAUUGUUACUGCAUAAUUAUGCUAUUCUAUAUUGCUGUACAUAUAAUGUUUUUUAGUAAUGUAAGUAUGAUACAUUUACUCAAUUCUUUUAAGUUUAUCUUUGUUUAUUAUUGUAUAUACAUUGUAUAAUAUAAUUAAAACAAGCUAUAAAUAUUUUA